AUGACUAUCUACAACAUAUAUAUUUUUGAUCAGAUGGGUACAAUAUUGUAUCAGACAAACUGGAAUCGUCUUAAACAAUCGGGCAUGAGUAGUGAAGAAGAAGCCAAAUUGAUGUAUGGUAUGUUAUUUUCUAUCAAGUCAUUUGUUUCUAAAAUAUCACCACUUGAUCCGAAACGUGGUUUUUUGUGUUACAAGACUAGCAAAUAUGCAUUACAUUAUUACGAAUCUUUAACUGGUAUUAAAUUUAUUUUAAAUACCGAUAUCACGAUAAAAAAUGUCAGAGAUUUGUUACACCAAUUAUAUAAAGAAAUUUACGUGGAAUAUGUUGUAAAAAACACUGAAUGUGAAAUGGGAAAACCUAUUGAAAGUGAAUUAUUCAAAUUGAAACUUGAUCAAUUUAUAAAACAGCAUAUGAAAAGUUUACAAUAA
Molecule: messenger RNA, 429 nt
Organism: Macrosiphum euphorbiae (potato aphid)
Lineage: Eukaryota; Metazoa; Arthropoda; Insecta; Hemiptera; Aphididae
Source: the annotation of a GenBank genome assembly